UUUGCUCUUUUUUCUAUGCAUCACAAAAAACCUAAUAUCGUCGGUUAAGAUUUUCAAACAUGAUGAAAGCUCUGUCUGCUUAUAAACUAUUUGCCAACAGAAAUGUAACUGGGGCACUGCUGAAGAAAAGCACCACCACUAGCCACUUGCAAGCCCUGCAACAGCAGUAUAGGUUGAGGUCGGGCCUGCCACUGAACACCGCCAUUUUGUUCGUACCCCAACAGGAAGCAUGGAUUGCCGAACGUUUUGGAAAGUUCUACAGGGUCUUAGAACCUGGAUUGAAUUUUUUGAUUCCACUAAUGGACAAAAUAAAGUACGUUCAGAGUUUAAAAGAACUUGCUAUCGACAUUCCCCAACAGAGUGCCAUAACAGCUGAUAAUGUAAACUUACAAAUAGAUGGUGUCUUGUAUCUCAGAGUUGUUGAUCCGUAUAAGGCAAGUUACGGUGUGGAGGAUGCCGAGUAUGCCAUCACUCAACUGGCCCAGACUACGAUGAGGUCUGAGAUUGGAAAAAUCCAUCUUGAUACUCUGUUUAGAGAAAGAGAGUUACUUAAUGUUGCUAUCGUCGAUGCGAUCAACAAGGCCGCAGAAGCUUGGGGAGUUGACUGCAAACGUUAUGAAAUCCGUGAUAUGAAGUUGCCAACGAGAAUUGAAGAAGCCAUGCAGAUGCAAGUGGAAGCCGAGAGGAAAAAGAGGGCUUCCAUAUUGGAAUCUGAAGGUGUGAGAGAGGCGGAAAUAAAUGUAGCCGAAGGCAAGAAGAAGGCACGCAUCCUCACAUCUGAGGCCUACAAGAGUGAACAAGUCAACCAGGCUCAAGGUGAAGCAGAAGCCAUGAUAGCAACAGCAACUGCCCAAGCAAGGGCCAUUCAGCUUGUUGCUGAAGCUCUCUGCAAAGAGAAUGGUCAGAAUGCAGUGUCUGUAUCAGUAGCCGAGAAGUACAUCGAGGCAUUCGGCAACAUUGCAAAGCAAGGCAACACCGUUCUUCUGCCCAGUAACACAGCUGAUGUUGCCAGCAUGGUCACUCAGGCCAUGGCCAUAUUUAAAACCGUCAGUACGACAGUUACUAAACCAGUUGGACCAGCACCAUCGCUACCGCCAUCGCCGCUACCAUCCUCACCGCUGCCGUCAUCACCAUCCAAAUCAGCAGCGUCACCACCCAAAAUGUCAUCAUCGUCACCAGCCUUGACGCCGUUGUCGUCAGCAGGAGCAGCCGCGAAUCGGGCAGCUAAAGCAGACAAACCAAAAUUUGUUUAGAUGUUUCAAGUUUCUAAAAUAAUUUCAGUUCAUCAAUAUGACUAUGUUAAACACAACUACCCACAUCCACUCAUUCAUUUUUGUUUGCAAAUUGUUUUUAAAGUAUUAUUUUAGGUUUUUUGGUAAAUUGGACAAAAAAGCUUCCAAUUAUAUUCUUUUCUUGAGAAAAUGAAUUAUGCACAAUUUCUUAAAA
This is a messenger RNA of Helobdella robusta, 1446 nucleotides long. RefSeq lists its product as hypothetical. Lineage: Eukaryota; Metazoa; Annelida; Clitellata; Rhynchobdellida; Glossiphoniidae. Gene Ontology annotation, cellular component: membrane. The record is from RefSeq and is a predicted model, not a curated record. The coding region runs from base 60 to 1253 and encodes 397 amino acids. The transcript has 11 exons.